Molecule: messenger RNA, 462 nt
Organism: Peronospora matthiolae
Lineage: Eukaryota; Oomycota; Peronosporomycetes; Peronosporales; Peronosporaceae
Source: the annotation of a GenBank genome assembly
AUGUCGUCCGGAUUGCAUGCCCAGCCAGCCAAGCCUAAAUUGAUUGAUUUUUUAAACCUAUCUAUUAAGCUGGACGAAUAUCUCGGUAAUUCGGUGCUUCGGUCCGGAGAGACCACGCGGUACUUGGGGUACGUGGUCGGAACCGGUGAACUCCACCAUCGUAACUGGGCGCUUAGGAUUCGGCGGCUCCAGCGGAUAUUGGUAACAGCUUCGACGAUUACAACAAGUGUGGCCAAUUGGGUGGUCGUUCUCAAUGCUAUCGUUUUACCGUCGAUCCUAUUCACGGCAGCGGUGUUCGAGAUGCCCGAAUGGGCCCGCAAGGACGUCCAUAAUCUCUAUAAACAAUUCGUGUGGGCUCACGCGACCUCGACUGAAGCAAGUCGACAGGAGAUCAGUCCUGGUUUAUUGUACGCACCGAAACAGGCGGGUGGGGUCGGUCCAGCCUCAGUGGAGGUGGCUUAA